Messenger RNA from Rhincodon typus (whale shark), 402 nucleotides. RefSeq names its product gastrula zinc finger protein XlCGF71.1-like. The record is from RefSeq and is a predicted model, not a curated record. The transcript has a single exon. The coding region runs from base 1 to 402 and encodes 133 amino acids. NCBI's taxonomy places the organism in Eukaryota, Metazoa, Chordata, Chondrichthyes, Orectolobiformes, Rhincodontidae.
AUGGAGAGGCUGCUCCUGUGCUCCGUUUGUGAAAAUGGAUUAAUUCACUCAGAUCACUUUUGCAACGCCGACAAGUUCACAGUGGGGAGAGGCAUUCACUCUGGUUGUAAGAAGGGAUUUGUGAGUUUGUCUGACUCGCUGAGACAUAAGUGUGCUCAUAGUACUGAGAAAAUUUACAACUAUAUAGACUGUGAGAAGUGUUUGACAACUUAUGGGCAACUGGCACGCCACCAGAGUGUUCACACAGAUGAGGGACCAUUCAAGUGCUCUCAAUGUGAGGCUGGGUUCAAGAACUCAUCUGAACUCAAGUUAUAUCAACGCACUAACACUGGGGAGAAGUUAUUCACCUGUUCCCUGUGUCAGAAGAAAAAAAAAACUCAAUCAUCUUACUUUUGGUCAUAA